CAGAUCGGAAGGGGCCGGGUGUCGCGAGAGCUAGUGCGUCGACGGAAGGACCGUGAGCUGGACACCGGAAGCAGUUGCGUCCCUUCUCCGGCACCGAUGGGCGGGGGAGCGCCGAGUGCGUGAGAGGCGCCUGUUCUCGUUUUCCGCGGCGCAAGAUGGCGGACCUGUCCCUGGACGAGCUCAUCCGGAAGCGCGGGGUGACGGUGAAGGGUCGAUUGAAUGCCAGGCCAGGGAUUGGAGGCGUCCGGUCUCGCGUUGGGCUCCCGCAGAGCCUCCUGAGUCGGCCAGCACCAACUGCAGGUUUCCAACAGACAUUUGACGCUCGGCAAAAGAUCGGCGUCACAGAUGCCAGGCAGAAGUUGGGAGUCAAAGAUGCCCGGGAGAAACUUGUGCAGAAAGAUGCUCGCUUUCGGAUCAAGGGCAAAGUGCAGGAUGCCCGGGAGAUGCUGAACUCCCGAAAACACCAGAUCGUGGCGCCAGAGAAGGGGACCAAAGUGGCUGACGCCCGGGAGAAGAUCAGCCUGAAACGGAGCUCCCCCGCGUCCCUGCUGAGGCCAGCCACCGGCACGCUGCCGCCCACCAUGAAGAUCACCAAAACCAUCCAGAAGGCUGCCCUCCCGAUUCUUCCCCAUCCAGCUGGAAUGAGAAUCAAUGUGGUCAACAACCAUCAGCAUAAACAGGGCCUGUAUGAUGUAGAUGAAGAUGAUGAAGCUGCCCCACCCAUGGCCAGCAAACAGAUGAAGGUCUCUGCCCCCCCUGGCUUCCUGCAGCACAUGGCAGGGCUCAGCGGCUCCAAAUUCUCCUUAUCCAAGACCCUUCCUCUCACCAAAGUCGUCCAGAAUGACACGUACACAGCCCUUCCCGCCCCACCUUCCCCUCUACGGACAAAAGCCUUGACCAACAUGUCCCGGACCCUAGUGACCAAGGAAGAGCCCCCCAAAGAGACACCCCCUGCCGAGCCUGUCCUCAGCCCGCUGGAAGGGACCAAGAUGACUGUGAACAACCUGCACCCUCGGGUCACUGAGGAGGACAUCGUGGAGCUUUUCUGUGUGUGUGGAGCCCUCAAGCGAGCCCGCCUGGUCCAUCCUGGGCUGGCUGAGGUUGUGUUUGUGAAGAAAGAAGAUGCCAUCACCGCCUAUAAGAAGUACAACAACAGGUGUCUGGACGGGCAGCCGAUGAAAUGCAACCUUCACAUGAACGGCAGCGUUAUCACAUCGGACCAGCCCAUCUUGCUGCGACUCAGCGACAGCCCGUCAGUGAAGAAGGAGGGUGAGCCUCGGAGGCUGAGCUCCGGUACCUCGUCUCACCCGCCCGCAGAAGUGGAUCCUGACACCAUCCUGAAGGCUCUCUUCAAGUCUUCUGGGGCCUCGGUCUCGGUGCAGCCCACGGAAUUUAAGAUUAAACUUUGAAAAGGGAAUCUGGGCUGCCGGAAGGCAGGAGAGGAGGGAGGCAACGGCCGCCCGCCUGCCCUCGCGCUGGCUCAGACACGGGCUGUGCUGCCACGUGGACAGAGUCCACGGGAGCUCACGCCUUUCUCGUGGGACCGUGCUGGCACUGGCCGGCUGUGGGUGGCGCUUUCUUUCUGCACUCACGCCCUCCCCUGUACCAUAGUGUUUUCUUUAGGGUGUGUUUUCCCUUUUUUCCUCUCUCCUUCCCUUCCUCUCAGUUGGGGUUUUCGCUUUGUUUGGUCAGAUCUGUUCCCCUGUUCUUAUCUCCAGGCUAGAAGAUGCCCUGGGGUCCGACCCUCGCUCUUGGGUGUCCAAGAGCCCCAUCCCACUAGGGAGGAGCCAGGCAGAUGGAGAGAAAGCUCCUUCUCCAGGCCUCAGGCUUUGCCCCUUUCCACUCCUCUGGGAAAGAGGUCACCUGGGGCUCCUGCUGCUAGCGGGAGCCCCGGAUGGGGGUGGGGUGCCAGGGGACACCCAGUGUCCCAUUCCCACCUCCCUGUGGCCCCGGAGCUCGGCCUCAGGGCUGAGAGGGCCCAGGCUGGGAGGUGGUCUCCUGGCCAAUGAGAAGAGCUUGGGGGGGGCGGGGUGCUUACUGCAGGCCUGUCCUGUGGUCUAGACGUGGCCCUGCCCAUCCCCCUUGCCACCUUCUCCUGACCUCCACAGAAGCCACACACACACACAGGACCUUCAUGAUAGACUUGGGUCACCUGUUGCCUGUGCCCAGCCCCUCCCCAGGCCAGAGGAGUGGGAUGUCUUGUUGGCCACUGCCCUCUCUCCUUGCCCCUGUCUAGCCAGCUGUGCUGAAGAGCUCCACUUGCUUGGCUUUGAGAACAGGGUUGUUGAGGGGAGAUUGGGAAGUGCUCCCCGGCGUGGGCCUUCCCAGAAGAGCCCCACCACCUAGAAGCCAGCUGGGCGUCCGAGGCGAGACCCCUCCGGGCAGCCCAGGAAAAGGAGAUGGCCACAGACUCAUUUUUCUCUCCAUAGCUUUCAAAUUCCCUGGGGAAAGUUGAAGAGGUACCCAGUAUUGGGGAGGCCUCACCCUUGGGCGUGACGGCGGCAGCGUCCCUUCCUCUCUCCCUGCCUCCCAGGAAGGGGCUGGGGUUUGGCGGGCCUGGGCCUCGGCCCCCCCCUUUUGGUCACCAUCCGUGUCUCAUUUUGUUCGGAGGGAGAGGGGGGGGCAUCGAGUCAGGAAAGACUGUGUAUUCACCUGUUUCUGAAUAAACGUUUGUUAUACCUAGA
This is a messenger RNA of Phascolarctos cinereus (koala), 2684 nucleotides long. It is a transcript of the gene POLDIP3, whose product is annotated as DNA polymerase delta interacting protein 3. Gene Ontology annotation, cellular component: nucleus; nuclear speck. Gene Ontology annotation, molecular function: mRNA binding. Lineage: Eukaryota; Metazoa; Chordata; Mammalia; Diprotodontia; Phascolarctidae. Gene Ontology annotation, biological process: poly(A)+ mRNA export from nucleus. The record is from RefSeq and is a predicted model, not a curated record.